AGAUACCACUUUGCCAUAUUUGAUUAAUUUUCCAUUGGUUCCACAGGCUACAUAUGUGAAGUUCUGUGCUUUUCUUGCAUCAUUUUUUGUUUUUCAGGGCCAUCACAUGUGCAUAACACUAAUAUUCCCAACUUUCUCAUACAACAGUGUGUAGAAAUUAAUGAAAGAUUGUAGGGCAGGAGGCACCUAGAAGUGUCCGGUUAAGUGUGUGGAUGCUGUGAGAGGAAAGUCAGAGGAAGAGACAUAUAAUAAAAGCCUCAAGCAUCCCGAUGAACACUCAAAGUGAUAUGACUGGGUCGAACGAGUUUAAGCUAAACCAGGCACCUGAAGAUGGGAUUUCUGCUGUCAAGUUCAGUCCAAACACCUCACAGUUUUUGUUGGUCUCCUCCUGGGACUCGUCUGUGCGUCUGUAUGAUGUGCCUGCAAACACACUGAGGCUUAAAUACCAGCACGCAGGGCCGGUCCUGGACUGUGCUUUUUAUGAUCCAACCCAUGCCUGGAGUGGAGGAUUGGACCACCAAUUAAAAAUGCAUGAUUUAAACACAGAUGGAGAGUCUGUGGUUGGCAGCCAUGAUGCUCCCAUUCGAUGUGUGGAAUACUGCCCAGAGGUGAAUGUAAUUGUGACUGGGAGCUGGGAUCAAACAGUGAAGCUAUGGGACCCAAGGACUCCAUGCAAUGCAGGAACCUUCUCACAGCCAGAUAAGGUAUAUACCCUGUCUGUGUCAGGGGACAGAUUGAUUGUGGGCACUGCUGGUCGAAGGGUGCUGGUGUGGGAUCUUCGAAAUAUGGGCUAUGUGCAGCAAAGGCGAGAAUCCAGCCUUAAGUACCAAACACGAUGCAUCAGGGCGUUCCCAAACAAACAGGGAUAUGUACUGAGCUCCAUUGAAGGCAGAGUUGCUGUCGAAUACUUGGAUCCAAGUUUGGAAGUCCAGAAGAAGAAAUAUGCUUUCAAGUGUCACCGCCUAAAAGAGAACAACAUUGAGCAAAUUUACCCAGUCAAUGCUGUGUCUUUCCACAAUUUGCACAACACCUUUGCCACAGGAGGCUCUGAUGGUUUUGUCAACAUCUGGGAUCCCUUUAACAAAAAGCGCCUGUGCCAGUUCCAUCGCUAUCCCACAAGCAUUGCCUCCCUGGCCUUCAGCAACGACGGCAGCACUCUGGCAAUCGCUGCCUCCUACAUGUAUGAAAUGGAUGACAUUGAUCACCCCGAAGAUGCUAUCUACAUACGGCAAGUGACAGACGCAGAGACAAAGCCCAAGUGAGGCAGCUUCCCCUGCCUCUCCUCCCCCAGCUCUGAGAUUUUAUUAAUUUUCCCUUGGCUCAUGAAUAGUGUUAUUGAUGUCAAGGGGAGAUAACCGUGGCUGACUGUAGGGCUGGGGGAGAUUUUAUCGCACCCUCCAAGCUUUCAAUAUCCGUCAGUUGAUAGACGUCUGACAGAUAAAAUUAUGCUCAGUUGUUUUAUACAGGAGCGCGUCGACCUCUUCUGCAUUUUCGCCCUUCAUUAUCUUCAUUAUUCACCUGGAGAACUCCUUGCUGUUGGCUUGCCUUUUUAUAAUGCAGUUGCGGAAUUGACUGUCAUUUGCCAUCUCACCUCCUUAUUCGGGGAGUUAUUACUCCAUUCCCGCCGUUGCAUUUACAUGUACAUAAUGCAGGGAUUGGAAACUUCCGCAGGCAUCUGGGUGCUAAUAAAUAUUGCUUUUCAGUAAAUUUCCUGUUUGGAAUGCUACUAAAAGCUUAGGCUGAACUUUGCUCCUUUAAUUACACACACAAAAUGCUGUCCUCCCUAUCAUUAUUGGUCCAACCUGCUCUAUACACUAUAUACUACAUAUUUAGGGGCCUAAUAGUUUUAUUAGAUGACAGAGAAGCCUAUAAAGCCAUUGUCUAUUCUAGGUAAGGGAAUUCAUUUGAGGGCCAUGUCUAUCCUUCAGGAAUUCCUUAGCCCCUAUUAUUUAUACUUCAUUUUGGUUCAGGUUACAGGUUGCCUUUUGUUUUUUGUUAUUUCUAACACUAAACAACAAAAAAAAAGUAACCAGAGCUGGACCAUGAAGUUACAGUAAGUCCAAUGAGAAACCUUCUGAUAAUGAGCUCCUCAAAGGCAGCUGUGUAGAGAAGGGAGGGGUUUGAUUAAAGGGGAAGGAGCUCUGAACAAAUUGUCCUGUUUAUAAUGGGAGGGGGGUGUUGAUCAAAUUAGUGCUUUAGCAUGGCAACAAAAUUGGAAAAUAUGGAUUUUUUUCAAUUAAAAGAAUAGGCAGAAUGCAACACAAGUCCUAUGUACUGGGCUGAUUUUUAGCAAAGGUUGGUUUUAGGUGGGUAGUGUCACUUUAAGGAGCUGAGAAGCCUCUAUAGCCUCAUUGUCACCGCUAUGGAUUUUGCCGAUUUCUAUGCAAAGAAAUGAAAUCCGUUUUAUAUGAAUUCACAAGUUGCAUUCUCUCAACUUUUCAGCCACAGUAAAUUUCUUUAUAAAUGUUUUUUUGUGUUUGGAAUGAACCUUUUCUAUGGUCUUUGUCUUAAACGUUGUCCUGUUUGUCGUCUGUCCGGGGGGAACACUGCAAGUCUGUUCAUAUAGAUUUUGGCCUUUGACCAGAGAUUUGUAAUAAAACAUCUGUAAAUACC
Molecule: messenger RNA, 2613 nt
Organism: Xenopus tropicalis (tropical clawed frog)
Lineage: Eukaryota; Metazoa; Chordata; Amphibia; Anura; Pipidae
Gene: bub3
Product: BUB3 mitotic checkpoint protein
Exons: 8
Coding region: 270-1262 (330 amino acids)
Cellular component (GO): nucleus; kinetochore
Source: RefSeq, a predicted model, not a curated record